Messenger RNA from Symbiodinium necroappetens, 1071 nucleotides. The record is from the annotation of a GenBank genome assembly. Lineage: Eukaryota; Dinophyceae; Suessiales; Symbiodiniaceae.
AUGUCCCCAGUGUCGAUGCAGGACUACCACAUCUUCGAUGGCCACGGCAUGAUCCAUGCGGUGCACUUCCUCGGAGAUGAAGAGGGCGCAACUUACGCUCGGCGCUACGUCCGGACACAAGCUCUUCAGUUUGAAGAGUCUGAAGGCCAGUGCCUGUAUACUGGCAUGAAGAAGAUGCUCCCUCAGUUCCCCACCUUUUUCCGGCUUCUGUUUGAGAAAUACUUCGGCUCCUCCGGGAGCACGGACUCGCCCUACUGGGUCAUCCAGAACCGAAAUCCCGCCAACAACGGCUGCACCGUGCAUGCGGGGCGCGUUUUGGCUACUUGGGAGGCCGGCUGGGCCUAUGAACUCCGGUUGCCGGACUUGGAAACGCUGGGCCUGUUCGACUACGAGGGAACCUGGCCAGAUGGGGCCGUCACGGACAACUGCAGCGCACAUGGAAAACAGGACCCCGAGACCGGGCAAUUCAUCACGAUCUCCUACAACAUGAUCGAGCUGCCCCCAUGGCUGCGUGUGAUCACGGCCAGCGCGGAUGGCGCCUUAGAGAAGUCGGUCAAGGUGCCGUUGCCGUCUGGGGCAGCCUUACUGCACGACUUUGGGAUCACCCAGCGACGGGUCAUCCUCAAUGUCGGACCACUGAACUUGGUGCCGCUGAAGAUGGUCAGCGGUGCUCCUCCUUUCGACUUCGACUUCUCGGCGAAGUGCUAUUUUGGCAUUCUCAGCCGGUCAUCCGAUUCUGCAGAUGACGUGAUCUGGGUGGAAGCCGAAAACUGCUUCAACUUUCAUGUUCUGAACGCUUACGACGAUCCCACAGACCCUGGUCGCGUCAUCGUGCACACCUUCCGUCAGGACUACACCCUCGGGCUGGGGAUGGGAUCGAAGCUGAACGAGGAAACGCGUAGGUCCCCACACGGGCGGCGGCUGCAAGGUGACACCGCUGUGCUGCAUCGGUGGGUGAUCGAUGUGUCUGCGGCCAAAGUCGUCGAAAGCACACGCCUACACCAGCCGCCGGCCGAUCCAAGGAGGAGUAAACGCCGGAAGGUUAGGAGAGAGAGCCCAACAAUCCCAUAG